CAUCGCCUCCUCCUCCAUCGUUCAGUCUGCAACCCUCGACCCCCGUUCAUUCUCGGUGCCCGCCUCCGACCUCGCCGUCCUCGUCCCCUCCUCCGUUGGAAGCGCCAUCGUGUUGGGUUACCGGAAGCGUCGCGCGCAUGGAGGAUGAGGAGGCAUCUGACCCAAAGGCACUCCUAGAGGCUCAGACGAAGGCUAAGUGUGUCCGCCAGUGGUAUCUCUAUAAGGACUGCGUGAAGAGAAUUGCAGAUGAUGAGACUGGGCACAAGCACUGUACUGGCCAAUACUUCGAUUACUGGCAAUGCGUGGACAAGCAUGUUGCUGAGAAGCUCUUUGAUAGGUUAAAGUGACGAGGACAUUGUUCUCUCUUGCUACUUUUUGCUCAACGGUGGUAAUAAUCAUAUCAUUUGCACGCGUUAUAGACAAUUCAGGUGCCUAUUCCUAUAUGUAAAAAAAAAAGUUUUGCGGUUUUGCCUGUAACUCAGCACAAUAGUUUUUCCGCAGCAAGUUUACAUUUUGUUGCUGCCAAAGGCAUUGUUGGCUCAGGAUAUAUUUCUGUUCUGAGUUGAGAUAUUCCCAGGAUCGUGACUGAGGACUAAAUGUUGCCAUUGAUUUCUUUUC
This is a messenger RNA of Lolium rigidum, 618 nucleotides long. Its product is annotated as cytochrome b-c1 complex subunit 6-like. NCBI's taxonomy places the organism in Eukaryota, Viridiplantae, Streptophyta, Magnoliopsida, Poales, Poaceae. The record is from RefSeq and is a predicted model, not a curated record. Gene Ontology annotation, biological process: mitochondrial electron transport, ubiquinol to cytochrome c. Bases 138 to 347 code for a protein of 69 amino acids. The transcript has 5 exons.